Messenger RNA from Ceratotherium simum simum (southern white rhinoceros), 486 nucleotides. The record is from RefSeq and is a predicted model, not a curated record. Lineage: Eukaryota; Metazoa; Chordata; Mammalia; Perissodactyla; Rhinocerotidae.
AUGCGGCAGCUGCUGCUCCUGGUCCUCCUCUUCCUCCUCUCUUUUCUCUUCCUCCUCACCGGGGGCUCAUUUUACCAGGGAGGAACCAAAGAGUUGACGUCCCCCGGUGCCCAGCCUCGCGGGCGUGGGGGGGUGGGGCCGCAGGUGGGGGAGGGGCCAGCAGGGGAAGCCCGGGGGGCGGGGGCCGCGGUGGAGCCGGGCGGGGCCGUCUCCCAACAGGGCACCGGGGAGAUCUGCAUCCAGAGCAAGAAGUGCAAGAGCAGAUGCUGCCGCCGGGAGCCCAAGAACUGCGAGUCGUACUGCGCCCUCAAGGGGUCGGAGGGCAGCGCGUGUCACACGCAGACGUUCCUCGGCCUAUAUAACGAGUGUCCCUGCCUGCCGGACCUGACUUGUGUAUUUCCGAAGAAUGAGAAAUCGUUUAGAAUUAUCUACGGCCGGUGUAAGAAAACUGAAAAAAAGAAGCCAGCUAAGAAAAGUUUCUUUUAA